Messenger RNA from Diversispora eburnea, 1263 nucleotides. The record is from the annotation of a GenBank genome assembly. Lineage: Eukaryota; Fungi; Glomeromycota; Glomeromycetes; Diversisporales; Diversisporaceae.
AUGGAUAAUAAAGAAAUUAAUCCUGAAAAGAAAAAUAAAUGUCGAAAAGGUCGUACAUAUCGAUAUCGUAAACGUGAAAAGUUACAAAAUUUAUGUUUUAAAAAAAGAGGAAAAGUAAUUCAAGAUGAUAAUUGGAAAUCAUUUAGAAAAUGGUCAAAACACCAAGGAUUACCCAAAACUAAAUUUACAUUAGCUGAAUUUGGAGGCAUAACUUUUCAAUCCUUAAAAUUAACCUCUCACCAACUGUUAGCACUUUAUUUGGCUUUAGAAUACCAAAAAGGAAUAAAUAGUCAAAUAUAUUCCUAUAUUCAAAUGUUACCAAAAGAUUUUGAUGAUUAUAUGCCAAUAUAUUUUGAUUACAAAUUAUUAGAAUUAGUUCCUGAUCAUAUGAAAGAAUUAAUCGACUCCCAGAAAAUCAAAUUUGAAAAAGAUCUUAUUAAAGUUUCUGGUUUCUUAAAGUCAAAUAAAAUUACAAGAGAAAGGUUUUUAUGGGGAUGGAUGUGUGAAAAUUCAAAAUCUUGGUUAAAUUCUGAUAUCAGAGAAAAUAUUGCAAUUGCACCAAUGUUGGAUUUUUUAAAUCAUAGUUUUGAUGCAAAAAUAAAAGGAGAAUUUAAUAAAUCAAACCAGUGUUAUGAGAUCACUACAUUUACUCCUUAUAAGAAGGGACAACAAGUUUUUAUAAAUUAUGGACCACAUGAUAAUUAUUUAAUCUUACUUGACUAUGGAUUCACUAUCUUAAAUAACCUUUAUAAUUACAUAUCACUUGAUAAUGAAUUUUUUAAAUUUAAAAUUCCCACAGAAGAUGAAAGAAUUUGGAAAUUUAAAUCAAAAUUAUUGAUGGAAAAUGGAUUUUAUGGUGAUUACACUUUAAAUAAAUCACAAAUAUCAUUUCGUCUUUUAUCAGCAUUACGAUUAAGGUUGUUACCAGAAAUCGUUAAUAUGAAUGAUAAUAGUAAUAAUGAUAAUAGUAUAUUUUUAUCUCCUCCAAUUUCUCAAUCUCUUAUUACAAACUGGAAAUUAACUUUAAAUGGAGAAAGAGAAAUUAUAAAUAAUGAAAAUGAAGUUGAGAUUUAUAGAUGGAUUUAUAAUAUUUGUAUGGAAUUGAAAAAUCAAUAUGAAAUGAAACUGAAAAAUAUCGAUAAUUUUAAAAAAUUUGAAUCUAAAAAAUCAUCCAAUGGUCUAACAAACAUCAAACUUCUUUGGAUUGAGUCAAUUGAUAUUUUAAAUUCUGUGAAAGAAUUAUGUAAUGAAUUCCUUCAUUAA